Molecule: messenger RNA, 3030 nt
Organism: Folsomia candida
Lineage: Eukaryota; Metazoa; Arthropoda; Collembola; Entomobryomorpha; Isotomidae
Gene: Vps51
Product: vacuolar protein sorting-associated protein 51 homolog
Exons: 13
Coding region: 164-2539 (791 amino acids)
Biological process (GO): Golgi vesicle transport; endocytic recycling; Golgi organization
Cellular component (GO): EARP complex; GARP complex; membrane
Source: RefSeq, a predicted model, not a curated record
CAUUAUUCCCAAUCUGCUAUAUAAUCAAGAAGGAAAGCAGUUGUUCUCGUAGCAAGCCCAACUUUAAGGGCGUACACACCAAGUAAAAUGUCAAUUGGUUAUCAUCGUGACACACUUUGACAUCACAACGUGACCACUCUGACGGACUGCCGGGUGUCAUGUGAUGAUGAGUGACCAAGAACCAACAGCAGCGGCAGCGGUGCCUGGAGGCAGCACUUCGUCGACAUCGCUUCAAGGGUCCUCCUCCUCGACCAAUGUCGUCAAUGGGACGUCGUCCUCAUCAACGUCCGUGGGUGGUGUUGGUGGGCGCAGGUUGACGUUGACCAAGGACCCCGGAAAUCCCUACGACAUCAAUGCAACCACCUUCAAUCCAGACUUUUUUAUUAAAAAGAUUAUCAAGGAGUACUCCUUAAAUAAAUUGAUGGAAACCGAGUCCAACUUAAUUCGCCAAAUCCAAGACUUGGAUUCCGACAUGCAGACCUUAGUUUAUGAAAAUUAUAACAAGUUUAUCGAUGCUACGGACACGAUACGAAAAAUGAAGACGGAUUUUGGCAAAAUGGAGGACAAAAUGGGUCGUCUGUCGACAAAUAUUUGUCUAAUAGCGGAAAAUUCGGCGUGCGUUUCGAAUAAUUUGAAGGACAAAAGGGACAAGGUCAGCAGACUUUCGGCCAUUCACGAUUUGUUAAAAAAGCUGAAGUUUCUCUUCGAACUUCCGAACAAACUUAAACAAUUUUAUGCAGAGAAGAAUCACGAAGAGGCUGUCACUUGUUAUCUCAGCGGUGUCGAAUUUGUCUCCGAGUUUAAAAGAUUUCCCAGCUUGGAAGCAAUUAAAAUAGAUUGUCAACACAUCAUGGAGAAUAUUCGGGCAGAGUUGUACCAGGAUUUUGAUGAUGCUGAUAAAUGUUCGCAAGAUCUGAUCAGAAAUGUGACCCUUCUCCUCAGCCUGGGGGAAUCACCUACCGUUCUGGGACAACGGUUUCUUGAAAAUGCAAUGCCAAAGUUGCACCAAAAUCUGACCGCAUUAAAGAGAGCAAACAAUUCAAAUGUUUCACUAGAAGAAUUUAUGGAGCUAGGUUGUGGAAUAUUUGUGAGCAACUUGAGCCUUGUGAUUGCUUCUUUCUCCCAAGUUUUCAUCCAAACGGCAGACUUACACGAAAACGUUCGCCUAGAAUCUCAGGACACACUUAAAAUUUUUGCUCAAGGCCUAAUGACAGACUUUUUGGACUUGAUGGAGAAACGUCUCCUUCCUGAAGUGGAGUCUAUGAGCUCGCAGGAUACCGAGCAACGGGAGGAAUUGAUAAAAGCGUUAGAAAGAUUGUACAGAAGGUUAAUUUCGCUAGGAAUUUUGGUGCCUAAUGCAGAUUUUGCUCCUUUGGGGCUAAACUUGAUACAUAAAGUGGCCAAGCUCGACUCUGAACUUGGCCUGCAACGGAUCAAGAGUUCGUUCGAGACUGCCGUGAAGGACUCGAGUUUAGAGUUACGGUCUCAUCCGGGCUCAUCGCAGGAAAUUUUGGGAUCAAUUUUAGCAACGCUUAUCCUCCAGAUGAAAUCCAGCCUGACAAAGUUGCAAGACUUUUGUCGCCCCGAUCUCCAGUUCGCCCAACAUUCCCAGUUUCGUCAGAAAAUGUCCAUCCUUUGUGUGAGAGAGGGACUGGUGAUUGCGUCUUUUAAGUAUUUGGCCGAUUUUGGGAAAUCCCUCAGCUCUUCUGGGAGUGACGAGUAUGACAUCCUGACCUGGCUCUUGCUCGCCAAGCUGUAUUUGGACAUUGAGAAUGGAACGGUGGAAUAUAUGGUAAAUUCUGUUGAACUAGAAUUCGACAUAAAAAGAGACAAGCGCACCAUAGCGAAAUGGGACUUGACCAAUGUGGCGGAUAUCACUGCGUCGCUAAAUACGACGGCUAAGGGCCUAGUGAAAGAGUUUGUAUCCGUGCAGGGAAACGAUUUAGCUGAGUUCAUUAAAUCUGCCAUCCUGGAAAAGAAUCUAAUGCAAAUUACCAAAGAUCCCGUUGGACCCCAGCCCGAGAUGAAACGAGUUGUAGAAAAAUUAACAAAAUUGGAAAAACUUGUCGAUUCCAUAUUUCCUGAUCCGGAUGUAAAUUCUUAUCUAAGAAGCGAAAAGUCUUCCGACUCAUCGCGUCGAUCUUACAACACUACUUCUCAAGCGAAUAAAGGACCCUCUAGACAAUCACUCUGGUCCAAUUUAGACACUAAUAUGACGACCAAUAUUCAGAAACUCUUUUCAGAAAAGGUUGAAAUAUUUGGUCCAGUAGAACUUCAAAAAAGUGAUAUUUUAAUGGCCGUUGUGAAAAUCUGUUUACGGGCGCUUCUUGAGUUUGUCAGGCAGAAAACCAUGUCAAAAUUUGGCCUUCAUCAGAUCCAAGUGGACGUGCAAUAUUUCCAAUUAUAUUUGUGGCGUUUCGUCAAUAAUGAAAGCUACUUGUACUCCCUCUUGGACGAAAUUUUGGCCAGUUCGAUCCACCGCUGCGUCAACCCCACCCUGUUAGAGGCCUCGGUUGUGGAAAACUUGGCUGAGAAAUAAACUUAUCUAUUCUUAAUCUUGUUGUUGCUAACUUAUCACCCAUCUGUGGUCUGGUCUGUGUUCCCUCGUAGUACUGGUACUAACUAAUUAAAUCUCUUCGAUAAAAAUUAUAUCAUGCAUAUCAUACUAUUGAACGAGUGAAGGAAAACGUGAUUCAAAUUAUAAACGAGCAUUCCAUGUUUUACCCAUCAGUCAAUACUUUACUUACUUUUUUUUAUUUAUUCCCUGUCUGUGAUUUGUCUUAAAAACUGUGUAAUUAAUUAAUUAAAUACUUCUCCAAAAAUGUAGUUAGUUUGGUGGUAGGAAUAUUUAGGAUAUAUAUUUUAUAAUGAAGUAAACAACUGAAACAUCUUAAUUAAAAUUGAAACACUAAACAGCUUAUUAUCUAUUCAUAAAAAAUAGUUAUGAUAAGCAUAUUCAGAUUAUAAUAAUUGGCAUGUCGAAAUUAAAUUAUUGUACAAAUAAAUAAAUGAAUUUAUUUGUCAAAAACC